AGGCAUUGAUGGAGCUCAUGUCGGUUCAGAAAACUCAUCGAGAUGGGCAAAUACUACUACGUCAAGCAAUCAACAUAGUGAACCGGACAGUCUUUUCAAAUGCAAGUGGAGACUUGGGAAUAAUGGCAUAUUCUUAACCGACAAAAUUACAAAAGCACCUGAUCAAAAAAGAGAAUAUAACAAUGAUAUUGGAAAUCGUAGACAAAUAUUUAAAAGUAACUACACUCCUAUCACUCCGUCUGUUGGACCCAAGCGAUGCUCAAUGCCUGCAGGAAACUUUAUUGAUUGCAGAGGAGAUAGUAACGGCAGACGAUUCAUAUAUAUUAUCAAAGAGUGGGAAGAGUGGUCGCACAGUGUUUGUCAAAUACGGUUUCCCCCGAACGGCACGGCAACAGGAUUUAGAGUUGGCUCAAGAUAUAUAAUGACUGCUCGUCACGUCGUGUCUACAAUCCACCAGAAUAUUCAAGGAUCAAGAGAACAUACUGACGACUCUGGAAACCUGGUUGUAGAAUCAUUGACACGCCGGAACGUAUUUUGCUUGUUUAAUUAUUACAAAGAAGAUCCGUUUGCAAACAAUUGCUUAAAAUUCUUUUUCAAAGCUGUUGUUAAAUUCCUUGACGAAAAUACAGAUACCGUUGUUAUAGAACUAGCAGAUGAUCCCGAAGGUAACCAAAUGCCUCCACCAUUUGAGUUAUUCAGUGACCAAAGGUUAGUAUCUGAAUUCACUCUGAUUGGACAUAAUGGCGGUGCUAUGGAAUACAAUCCAGUGGAUCAAGUUAUUGACAGAGACAGUACAACCACAUUCAGUGAUAUUCAAUGGGUUAAAAAUCAUAGUUUACAACAAUCCCGUCUAAUUUACGAAUUUCCACCACACAGCGUGUUAUUAAACAAGCAAAGAAUUUUGUUUCAUUGUAGAUUUAGCAAAGGGGCAUCUGGAACACCAGGUAUAAUUGUUCAAGAAGAUGGUCGCGCGGUUGUGGUGACAAUGCUGUUAUGUGGAUACCCCGACUGGUAUUAUGAUAUGAGGGUGGAGGAAAGCAUUCGGUCUGAUUGGCCACGAGAGUACUGUAUAGAACAAGGUGCAGAUAUGAUUUCUGUUGGUAAAAAUAUGGCUGCUCGUAAUCCUAAUCUCUAUCAAGAUAUAUUUUGCAGGCAUUUACCUGACCCACUGUUAUGAUAUACAAAUAUAGUGAUGAGAU
This is a messenger RNA of Ruditapes philippinarum (Manila clam), 1199 nucleotides long. RefSeq lists its product as uncharacterized. The transcript has 3 exons. The coding region runs from base 263 to 1177 and encodes 304 amino acids. The record is from RefSeq and is a predicted model, not a curated record. NCBI's taxonomy places the organism in Eukaryota, Metazoa, Mollusca, Bivalvia, Venerida, Veneridae.